This is a messenger RNA of Eptesicus fuscus (big brown bat), 1708 nucleotides long. RefSeq names its product cation channel sperm associated 4 (gene CATSPER4). NCBI's taxonomy places the organism in Eukaryota, Metazoa, Chordata, Mammalia, Chiroptera, Vespertilionidae. Bases 7 to 1338 code for a protein of 443 amino acids. The record is from RefSeq and is a predicted model, not a curated record. Gene Ontology annotation, molecular function: voltage-gated calcium channel activity; calcium-activated cation channel activity. Gene Ontology annotation, cellular component: acrosomal vesicle; membrane; sperm principal piece. Gene Ontology annotation, biological process: transmembrane transport; sodium ion transport; sperm capacitation. The transcript has 11 exons.
GCAACUAUGACGGAUAGCAGAUGGCAGCGAAGGACUAUCAAGUCUUUGAGUAUCAUGAGGUCCCCUCAUGAUCCCUACUUCUGGCCAGAGGAGCAAGUGCUCAUCGACCGCGGAGACAUCAUUAACAGAAAGGAUGCCUGGGAAAUGCAGGAGUUCUUCACUCGAAUGUAUGUCAAGCAGCUGCUCCAACACUGGGCGUUUCAGCUGCUGCUGGCCACGCUGCUGGUGGUCAACGCCAUCACCAUCGCGCUCCGCACCAACUACGUCCUUGGCCAGAGACACUAUGAGUUGUUCUCUACCAUAGAUGACAUUGUGCUGACCAUCCUUAUCUGUGAGGUUCUCCUUGGCUGGUUAAAUGGCUUCUGGAUUUUCUGGAAGGACGGCUGGAACAUCCUCAACUUCCUUAUCAUCUUUAUCUUGCUCCUGGGGUUCUUCAUUAGUGAACUCAAUGUCAUCUCUAUCACCUACACCCUCAGGGUCCUUCGUCUCGUGCAUGUGUGCAUGGCUGUGGAGCCCCUGGCCCGGAUCAUUCGUGUCAUCCUGCAGUCGGUGCCUGACAUGGCCAAUAUCUUGGCCCUCAUCCUCUUCUUCAUGCUGGUGUUCUCCGUGUUUGGGGUCACUCUCUUUGGUGCAUUCGUGCCCAUGCAUUUCCAGAACAUGCAGGUGGCCCUGUACACCCUCUUCAUCUGCAUCACCCAAGAUGGCUGGGUGGAUAUCUACAGUGACUUUCAGGCGAAGACCAGGGACUACGCAAUGGAGGUUGCGGGUGCCUUCUACUUUAUCACCUUCAUCACUAUUGGUGCCCUUAUUGGCAUCAACCUGUUGGUCGUCGUGGUGACCACCAACCUGGAGCUAAUGAUGAAGGCAGGAGAGCAGGGACAACGGGAUAGAAUAAUAAACUUCAGUGAGAGAGAAGAUGUGGAGGAGUAUGCGAAUAAAGACCUGCCGCUGGUGCACUGCGAGGUGGCCCGUUUGGAGAUGUCUGGCCUUCCCCAAGAGCCGCUUGUGGGGGGCCCCCUGUCCAACCUCUCGGAAAGCGCUUGCGACAACUUUUGUUUGGUGCUCGAGGCAAUACAGGAGAACUUGAUGCAGUACAAAGAGAUCCGAGAUGAGCUCAACACGAUAGUGGAGGAAGUGCGCUCCAUCCGCUUCAACCAGGAGCAGGAGGAGGAGCUAUUGCACAGACACUCGUCAAAGACCCAGUCGAUGGAGAGCAGGUCCUCCAUGGACCUCCGUGAGAUGACUAGCCAGCAAGACUUGAUCACUGCGCUCGUCCACAGGGAAAAGGUUCAGGAAUCUACCACAAAUUUAAUGAAAAAGAAGAGGAGCAGCCGCUGAGAGGGCAGGAGGGGAGCCAAGGGGCCUGUGCACACACGCCCAGCUGCUGCAUCUUCCUGCAUCCCAAGCAUGACUUGGCUAAGCCUGGCCUGAGCCCAUCCUCUCCCUUACACCUGGGGUGAUGCCUGGAGCUAUGGAGGUGGUGGCCUCUCUAGGGCCUGUGCCUGUGAGCUCCAGGUCCAGAGGAGCCAGGAUGGAGAAGGACGCUGGAUGAGAGUGGGAGCCCUACAGCAAGAAGGUGCUGGCCACGGCAGCCAGGAUUUGGCCUAAGUAGGGGCAUCCCUGGCCCCCUGCUCUAGGCCAGAACUAGAUGGGGCCUCCAUGGGUCCAAGAACUAAGAGGAGAAAGCUGAGGCCAGUAAGGCCAGGCA